CCCGGGGCAACCUCCAGCCAUGGUCACAGGGUGUCAUCGCAGUGGUUGUGUUUCUGGUCCUGGUGGCCAUCGCUUUCGUGGUCAAUAGGCUCUGGUGUAAGGAGAAAGUGGAAAAUGUUGAGACGGUGGUGAGCAUCGAGGACAAGCAGGAGGCUGUCACGUCCAAUGGCCAUGAAGGGAGAUACUUAACCGCAGCAGCUGACUUCAGGUCCAAAGAGAGCCAGCACGCCUACGAGAACACCCUGGAGCCCGAGGAGAGGGUGAUCACCACCGCCAUGUAG
Molecule: messenger RNA, 281 nt
Organism: Fulmarus glacialis (Northern fulmar)
Lineage: Eukaryota; Metazoa; Chordata; Aves; Procellariiformes; Procellariidae
Gene: PDZK1IP1
Product: PDZK1 interacting protein 1
Exons: 3
Source: RefSeq, a predicted model, not a curated record